UAGAAAAUGAAGAAUUAUAUUACCAAAAAAGAGAUUCCCUAUCAGUGGCUAUAGUUGGAGGUGGUUGUGCUACAAUGUAUUCAGCAAUUUUAUUAAAACAAAAUCCAGCAAUAAAAGUAAUCCAUGUCAUUGAUACAGACAAUUCACUUACUGGUCCUAUUUAUGACAUAGGACAAAUAGAUACUUCAACUGUAAUAAUGCAUUAUAAAAGGAAUUCGAUAAUCAAUGCAUUACAUGAUAUUGAUAUUGUUGCACUUAUGGAUGAAACACAUUUUUCAAUGGGAAAUAAAGAACCAUUUUACCAAUUUGAAUCGAGUUCAAAUUACGUAAAAAAUAUUACUGAAUGUAUUAUAAAUACAUGUCCUAAAGCAUUAAUUGCUGUCUUUACACGUCCUGUAACAGCUACUUUACCUCUUAUAUCAGAAAUUUGUAAACUUUCUGGUACCUGGAAUCCAAAUAAAAUUAUUGGGUCUGCAUCAUUAGAAUCGAUGCGAAUUUCUGCUAUGGAACAACAAUAUAUGCUAAUAAAUCAAUUAAGAUCUGUUGAUAAAUAUCUAUACGGAAGUGAAACUAAGGGUCCAACUUUAUCCAGUGGAUUAGCUGCUGCAAAAUUUAUAUCAACUUUGAUUAAUGGAUUUAAAGAUCAAAGUAUUUCAAUUGGAAGUGCUUAUGUAAGAUCAGAUAUUUUCCCAUUUUGUCAUUAUAUGACAAGUCAAAUACAAUUUGGACCUAAUGGUAUUCAACGAAAUUUUGGUUUCCCAAAAGUAUCUUCAAGUGAAAUUUUAUUAAUUGAAGAAGCUGCUGUA
This is a messenger RNA of Ceratosolen solmsi marchali, 806 nucleotides long. RefSeq names its product probable malate dehydrogenase, mitochondrial. The annotation marks the transcript as partial. NCBI's taxonomy places the organism in Eukaryota, Metazoa, Arthropoda, Insecta, Hymenoptera, Agaonidae. Gene Ontology annotation, molecular function: L-malate dehydrogenase (NAD+) activity. Gene Ontology annotation, cellular component: cytoplasm; mitochondrion. The transcript has 3 exons. The record is from RefSeq and is a predicted model, not a curated record. Gene Ontology annotation, biological process: tricarboxylic acid cycle.